Messenger RNA from Miscanthus lutarioriparius, 387 nucleotides. NCBI's taxonomy places the organism in Eukaryota, Viridiplantae, Streptophyta, Magnoliopsida, Poales, Poaceae. The record is from the annotation of a GenBank genome assembly.
AUGGCGGCGGGUCGCGGCGACGCUGCGAGCAUGGUGGCGGUGGGUCUGGUGUGGGGCGCCACGAACGCGCUCAUGCGGCGGGGCGCGCUCGUCUGGGACCGCCGCGCCCGUGCCUCCUACCCCUCCGGCAACGUCUUCCGCCGGUGGGCGGCCUUGCUCCUGACGUGGCAGUACUCGGCGCCGUUCGCCGCCAACCUGUGCGCGUCCGCAGCCUUCUUCGCGCUCCUCGGCGCCGCGCCCAUCUCCGUGGCCGUCCCCGUCACCAACGCCGUCACCUUCGCCGCCACGGCCGCCGCCGCCGCGGCCCUCGGUGAGCGCGUCCGGCCGGCGCCGGCAGUCCUCGGCACCGCGCUCAUCGUCCUUGGCGUCUGGGUCUGCAUCUCUUAG